UUUUAGUUUUAUUGUUUAAUUUAAUUUAUUUAUCUGUACCUUUUAAUCUUCAAUUCUGGGUAGAAGCCUUAGCCAAAAACAGUGUUUUAAAUUUUAAACCAUCAUUGCAAAAAAUUAUAAGGUACAUUUUUAGACCUUUAUUCUAAAAAAAUGUGUACUUCCGGCGCCGAUCACUACAUUUCUUCACACUUUUCCCGCGCGCAGCUUCCUGCUUCAUCUCCGCAGCAUCUCCUUCCGGCACAUCACACCUCUACAUUCACUCUAUGCGCCUACCGACCGCUGCCGUCCAGAAUUUUCUCCAUUGCACAUCGUCGGUUGUCAGGUAGUCUAUAAAGAUGAAGGGAGCGAAAUUGGCCGUGGUUUUAAGCGUGUUUUUGGCCUCCGUCCUCCUGACUGAGACAGCGCGAAGCAAGAGAGACUCCAGCAGCCAGAACAGCUUCAGGAGGGCGGCCAGCGGUUUCUACCAAACCCUCAGCAAUAUCUUCGGAGAGGAGAACAUCAGGGCGCUGUACAAGUUCUUCUCAAAAACUACAGAGAGGUUUGUUUAUGGAGUCGAUUCAUUAUUGGACACCUUGUGGAAACUGUGGGUGGAUUUGCUUGAUGUUAUGGGCAUUGACUCCUCUAACCUGACGCAGUACUUCAGCCCAUCGUCCGUGUCCAGCUCUCCUGCUCGUGCUCUCCUCCUGGUGGCAGCCUUGCUGGUGGCUUACUGGUUCCUGUCCGUGUUCAUGAGCGGUUUCUUUUACAUCCUCCAAGUGAUGUUCGGCCGUUUCUUCUGGCUGGCCCGUGUGGCCCUUUUCGCCCUCUCGUGCCUGUACAUUCUGCAGAAAUUCGAGGGUGACCCUGAGAAAGCGGUGCUGCCGCUGUGCUUCAUCAUGGCUGUGUACUUCAUGACGGGACCAGUGGGAGCAUACUGGCGGAAAGGGGGUGGACCUGGAACUCUGGAGGAGAAGAUCGACCACCUCGAUACCCAGAUCCGCCUUCUAAACAUCCGCUUGAGCAGAGUGAUUGAAAACCUAGAGCGCUCAAGUGACCAAUGAAAUGAUUUUUUUCGCCCCAGGCUGAGGGUGAGAGCUGGGGUUUGUGGGAUGGGAUGAGAAGAAUUUUUUUUUUUGUUGUGCCCCUUUUUUUCCUCAGGAUGUCCCAACAUUUUAGUCAGGCACGAAUUGUAUGUGACGUAUGGAAAUUUGAUAAAUUCCCCAGUUGAUAUGCUGAAAAAGAGUCUAUUAGAUUCCCCCUGUUGUCGUAGAAUUAUUAGUGUCCACUUCUACUGUAGCCACCCAUUUUUGAGUAAAUAUGGACUUUUUUGUAUACUGUGGGUCUGUGUGUCUGCAAGCCUUGAGUUGAGUGUGUUAGUCCAUUUCACACAGUGUUACGCCCUUUUCCAUAAGCUGUGUUAGGACACUUUCUAUAAGUGUGUGUUAUUUAUCAGUCAAAGGCAAUGCAAUUGAGAGUCGAUUCAGAAACACUCAAAGUAGUGCUGGGCGGUAUGACCAAAAAUUUAUAGACAUACACCGAUAUU
This is a messenger RNA of Sinocyclocheilus anshuiensis, 1522 nucleotides long. Its product is annotated as BRI3-binding protein-like. The transcript has 3 exons. Gene Ontology annotation, cellular component: mitochondrion. NCBI's taxonomy places the organism in Eukaryota, Metazoa, Chordata, Actinopteri, Cypriniformes, Cyprinidae. The coding region runs from base 336 to 1040 and encodes 234 amino acids. The record is from RefSeq and is a predicted model, not a curated record.